CGCCCCGCUCCGCCCCGCCCCGCCGGCGGCCGGGGGCUCGCUCACCCCGCGGGCGGAGCAGCGGGCCCGGGGCCGGGAUCCUCCUCCCGCUCCCUACGCGCCGCUCCGACGUCAGGCGCGGGAGCGGGAGGCAGUGCCCAGCGCCGCCGUUGCCAGAGACUCGGCGGCCGCCGGACGGGGUGGACGUCGGGGCGGCGACUCCCGGCGCGGCCCGGCUCCCGGCGAGGGGGUGGAGAGGAGGGCGCUAUGGCCGACGUGUUCCCGGGCUCCGAGCCCGGCGCGGCCCCGGACGCGGCGCGGCGCUUCGCUCGCAAGGGGGCCCUGAGGCAGAAGAACGUGCACGAGGUGAAGGAGCACAAAUUCAUCGCGCGCUUCUUCAAGCAGCCCACGUUCUGCAGCCACUGCACCGACUUCAUCUGGGGAUUUGGGAAACAAGGAUUUCAGUGUCAAGUUUGCUGUUUUGUGGUUCAUAAGAGGUGCCAUGAGUUUGUUACCUUCUCUUGCCCGGGGGCUGACAAGGGACCCGACACUGAUGAUCCCAGAAGCAAGCACAAAUUUAAGAUCCACACGUAUGGGAGCCCAACCUUUUGUGACCAUUGUGGGUCACUGCUUUAUGGGCUUCUGCACCAAGGGAUGAAAUGUGACACCUGUGAUAUGAACGUUCAUAAGCAAUGUGUAAUUAACGUCCCAAGCCUCUGCGGCAUGGAUCACACAGAGAAAAGAGGAAGGAUUUACCUGAAAGCUGAAGUCACUGGUGACAAACUGGAAGUAACAGUGCGAGAAGCGAAAAACCUAAUUCCCAUGGAUCCAAAUGGACUUUCCGAUCCUUACGUUAAACUGAAGCUCAUCCCAGAUCCUAAGAAUGAAAGUAAACAAAAAACAAAAACCAUCCGUUCUACUCUGAAUCCAGACUGGAAUGAGUCAUUCACAUUUAAAUUAAAACCUACAGACAAAGAUCGACGGUUAUCUGUAGAGGUCUGGGACUGGGAUCGAACAACCAGAAAUGAUUUCAUGGGAUCUCUUUCAUUCGGGGUGUCAGAGCUUAUGAAGAUGCCAGCCAGUGGAUGGUACAAGCUGCUGAAUCAAGAAGAAGGUGAAUAUUAUAAUGUUCCGAUUCCAGAUGCCGAUGAAGAUGGAAAUGCAGAGCUCCGGCAGAAGUUUGAGAAAGCCAAACUUGGGCCAGCUGGUAACAAAGUCAUUACUCCAACAGAAGACAAGAACUCAAGUGUGCCGUCCAACAAUCUGGACAGGGUGAAGCUGACAGAUUUCAACUUUCUCAUGGUUCUUGGAAAGGGGAGCUUUGGGAAGGUGAUGCUGGCAGACAGGAAGGGGACAGAGGAGCUCUAUGCAAUAAAAAUACUGAAAAAAGAUGUGGUGAUUCAGGAUGAUGAUGUUGAAUGUACAAUGGUUGAAAAACGAGUCCUGGCAUUGCAAGAUAAACCACCAUUCCUGACACAGCUUCACUCUUGUUUCCAAACAGUGACCCGCCUGUAUUUCGUUAUGGAGUAUGUGAAUGGUGGUGAUCUCAUGUAUCACAUUCAGCAAGUAGGAAAAUUUAAGGAGCCACAAGCAGUGUUCUAUGCAGCUGAGAUCUCAGUUGGGUUAUUCUUUCUCCAUAACAGAGGGAUUAUUUAUAGAGAUCUGAAAUUAGAUAACGUGAUGUUGGAUUCAGAAGGACACAUUAAAAUUGCUGAUUUUGGAAUGUGCAAAGAACACAUGUUAGAUGGAGUAACAACCAGGACCUUCUGUGGCACUCCAGACUACAUUGCACCAGAGAUUAUUGCUUACCAGCCCUACGGGAAGUCUGUGGAUUGGUGGGCGUACGGAGUGCUGCUCUAUGAGAUGUUAGCUGGCCAGCCUCCGUUUGAUGGAGAAGAUGAAGAUGAACUUUUCCAGUCCAUAAUGGAGCAUAAUGUUUCCUAUCCAAAAUCACUGUCCAAAGAAGCUGUCUCCAUCUGCAAGGGGCUAAUGACUAAACAUCCCGCAAAACGCCUUGGCUGUGGCCUUGAAGGUGAGAGAGACAUCAGGGAGCACGCUUUCUUCAGGAGAAUUGACUGGGAAAAACUGGAAAACAGAGAGAUUCAGCCACCUUUCAAACCUAAAGUGUGUGGCAAGGGUGCCGAAAACUUCGAUAAAUUCUUUACACGAGGACAGCCGGUCUUAACACCUCCGGAUCAGCUGGUCAUUGCUAACAUAGACCAAACAGAUUUUGAAGGGUUCUCUUACGUCAACCCCCAGUUCGUACACCCCCUUUUACAAAAUGUAGCAUGAAAAAGCAGAACAGGAACAAAUCCUGCAGUGGGGAACUGUCCUUUAACCCUACAAUUUUUAGGCUUUUGCCUUGUUGAUUCCAUUUGGGCCUGGAAACUGUAGGGUUAGAAAGUGUAAGAUGGGGAAGGGCCACUUAGUCAGGGUUUUGGCUUUGCAACAGCGAUGUUGUCUUAAUGGGAGAUAAAUUAAUGUCCAGUGCCCACUUACUCCUCUAGAAGUCACCCCUGACUUGUCUAAACUUCCCCAGGUUUGGUACGUUAUAUAUUUUUUUAACUUCCCACUGUCCUUGUGCUCCCUUUUCCGCUCUGCUGGGUUAGAAAUAGUCUGACACAUGGUCUGAAAACAGAACCGGCUCAGAUGUUUGGCCCGUCCGUGUGGAUGCUGGGAGAUGGAGCACUCGGCCUCGAGGGACCGCUGCUCCCUGCCCUUCCCGGUGGGUGACUUCAGGGAGACCAGCGCAAAGAGACUGGAACGGCGGCGGCACCGGGCAGGAGAGGCAUUGCAAAAAAAAUGUGGAAAGUAGUUGCUUUGCAAAUGUGGCAGAAACAUGGUGGGAGGGGGGGGAUGAAAUCAAAUUAGACCCUGAGGCUUCGUCAGGCGAUCCUGUAUCAGCACCAAGUUUAAACACACUUCAGCAGUGGCCAGAUCUUUAGGAUCUUUGCUGAGUAGCAUGUGAUAAACUCAAGGGUGAAAUGUUGUCUUUAAUAAUAAUAAUAAUAAUAGUAAUAAUAAUAGUAAUAAUUUUAAUAAUAUUUUUGUGAAUUUUAAUCUCCAUGAGAUUAUUCUGUGAUCCAGGGUGCCAUUGUUUGUUCAGUUAAUUUAAUUUACACCGCUUCUCAAGUUUACUCUUAACCAGUUCUAAUACCAGUAUUUUACUAUGAAAUUUGUUAACCUGGAAUGUCAGACAAACUGUAAUCCUUUAAAUGUUAUUUACAUGUGUUUAUUUAUGGUCCACGGUAUAGGGCAGGAAACUGAAGAAAGCAUUAUGUAUACUAAAUUAACAAAAAAUGCAGCCCCGAGUGACUUCCUGAUUUCUCCAGAAUAACUCACGAAAAUCAAGUGAGAUUUAGUCUUAAAAUAAUCAGGUUUAAUUCAGAAAACUUUGGGCUGUAGAAUAAUCAAGCCUGAAAGAAGCAGCACCUAAAAAUUGUUUUAUUGAUAGAAUGGAAUUUAAUACAUUUUACAUACGCUUCAUGCAAUGAAUUUUGCAUGUUUAGUAAUAACUCUUAAUAAUAAGGGUUAAUAAUAAGCAGAUCUAUAUUAUCAACAUAAUCAUAUCAAGCAUAAGGAGUAUUAUAAAAAUUUUAUAAAACAAAUUGUGCUUUAUUUGUGAAAGUUCUUGUUCUGAAUGACAUCAUUUAGAUUUAGCUAAAUGUUUUAUUGCUGUUGUUUUGAUUUUUACUUUAGGUUUUGGAUAUUGUUAAUGGCUUAGGGUAUAAUCUCUUUUUUUAAAAGUAGAUAUACUUUUAAACAAUAAUUACUACCUGCAGGUUUUAUACGAGGUUCAAUUAGGCUUUCAUUUCACGUCUGCUUAUUACUUACAGAGAAGGAAAUAGACUUUAUUUGCAAUGAUGAACACUGUAAUUAAUGCAAUCUUCUCCUCUCCUAUCACUUAGAUAAAAAAAAAUUUUGAUAUUUCCUCUUACAACUUACCAGAAGAUAUUAAUCCAAAUAUCAGUAAAUAUUUUUUGUGCAUAUUUUGCUUUUGUUACAGCAUGUAAAAUAGUACUCAGUGCUUUUUCCUUUUCUUUUUUCCUUCUGCCUUGUUACUGUUAGCAGCCAUAGGCACUUUUUGUCUGUCAGAUGUGCAUGACGAUAGCAGAAGCAUGAUGUCUCUGUUGCUGCAUGCAGACUGAUUACAAUUUUUCCAGCAUGUAAACAUAUUCAAAAAGUAAGAUAUUUGCCAUAAAAGACUUACAUUUAUACUAGAAUCUGUAACUGGGGGGGGGGUGGGGGGUGGGGGGGGGAGGUGGGCAAUCUGCUUUUAGUCAUCUUUUAUGACAAUAAACCAUGGAACCUGUGCCAAAGAUUGGUAGAAAGAUCCAGUCCUGCAAAUUGGUAGCCAAGUGGAUGGGUCUGACUGACGGGGGUGACCUGUGGUGGAGUGGGACGGUUUGGGAGUCAAACACGGCUGGGUGAUGAACGGCAGCCGUGGGUGCCCCGCGGUGCCCUCAGCCAUCCCUUUGGUGCCUAGGACGCGCCAGUGCCAGCAGCGCUGCGGAAGGUUUGGCUUUUGCCCAGUCGUGGUCCUUUUGCAGCCCCAGCUCCCAGCAAGGAGCAUCUCCCCGGGGAGAAGUGAGCAGGCUUUCGUGGGCGACCCAAACAAUUCUGAGGCACGGGGAAACCCACUAACCCACUAACGAGGGGCAUUGACCCACCAACAAGAACUCAGAUUGUUGCCUAAAUAAACAGAACUCAAAAUUUUUAAAACAUUUUAGGAGUAAAAUUUUGAAACCGUUCUGUGUCAAAUAUGUUAUCAACCAUGUCCGGGAGUUCAUUUUCUUCUUUGUAUAUUAUAUACUUCAAAAAUUAUGGUAUUCACUGUAGAGCAUGUGGACUAGUGCAGUAACCAUGACUAUUUAUGUCUUUCUGAAUAUUAUUAGCCUGCCAUAGGUUAGGAGACUCGAGUAUCGUGCUGUAGAAGAUAAUAAAUUCAACAGAUGACUGAG
This is a messenger RNA of Falco peregrinus (peregrine falcon), 4940 nucleotides long. RefSeq names its product protein kinase C alpha (gene PRKCA). The transcript is spliced from 18 exons. Bases 247 to 2271 code for a protein of 674 amino acids. The record is from RefSeq and is a predicted model, not a curated record. Gene Ontology annotation, biological process: protein phosphorylation. Gene Ontology annotation, molecular function: diacylglycerol-dependent serine/threonine kinase activity; zinc ion binding; ATP binding. NCBI's taxonomy places the organism in Eukaryota, Metazoa, Chordata, Aves, Falconiformes, Falconidae.